AUGAAGGAAGAGCUAGACUUCGAACGUCGUCGCAGAGUCGCAGCUGAAGAUAUGGUUCAUUUCCUGAAUAUCGAGUGCCAGUUCGAACGCUGCUCUUGCAGGCUUGCUGAGAGCCAAGGUCGUCGCUACAUCUACGACGCUGAGUACUAUCACAAAUUUCAAAAGCCUCAGAUUGAGGCGGAAGAGAAAGCUCGUGCUCAACAAGCAAGCAUUCAGCAAGCCCGUGUGGACCAAGCACAGUCUCACCAAGCUAGCACCCCCGAGGCCAGCCCUCCCCCCUCCUCCACCUCCCGUCCACCGAUCUCCUGUCCACCAGGCCCCCACCCCCCAGGUGGGAUCUCCUCAACACAGUGUCCACCAGGACGAACCCGAGCCAAGUCGUACACCUCUGGCGGCGCCACCUGUUCCUGUCCAUCAGCACACCGCGUCUAG
Molecule: messenger RNA, 432 nt
Organism: Penicillium verrucosum
Lineage: Eukaryota; Fungi; Ascomycota; Eurotiomycetes; Eurotiales; Aspergillaceae
Exons: 1
Coding region: 1-432 (143 amino acids)
Source: RefSeq, a predicted model, not a curated record